This is a messenger RNA of Arctia plantaginis, 1446 nucleotides long. The record is from the annotation of a GenBank genome assembly. NCBI's taxonomy places the organism in Eukaryota, Metazoa, Arthropoda, Insecta, Lepidoptera, Erebidae.
AUGCAUUUUUCCAUUCCUGAUUCGCAACAGUUUCACGACGACAAUGGUAUUUCAUAUACGGGCUAUAACAUACACAUUGAUGGCGUUUUUCAUUGCACUGCUCGCUACAAGCAGCUCCUCAGCCUUCACGAACAGUUACAGGCCCAAAACCCUUAUACUAAAUUACCACAGUUUCCGCCAAAAAAAUUGUUCCUGACCAAUUCCCAAUUAGAAGAAAGGAGAGCCUUGUUGGAAAAGUACAUGCAACUUGUUGGCCAGAAUCCUCAGCUUACAGGCUCUGACCUUCUAAUAACUUUCUUAUUCUCGGCUCAACAAGAAACACACAAUGUCAAAAUGCAUGAAGUAGAAAUUGAAAUCUCUUUAAUGAAUGGUUAUAGAAUACCUCUGUCAGUGUCUUCCAUUGACUCGUCAAACACUAUAUUAGACAUUGUAUGUACAUCGGUGAACCUACCUAAGGAGCUGGUCAAGUACUUUGCAUUGUAUCUUUUUAACUGGAGUUGUGCAAAAGAUGGACAGCCAGCAUUGAGGAAAUUGGAAGAAUAUGAAUCUCCAUACAUAUCCCAGAAGUAUGUCAGAGCAGAAGAUAAAAUUGUUUUAAGAAAAAGUUACUGGGACCCCUGUUAUGAUGAUGAUUUAAUGAUAGACAGGGUGUCGUUAGAUUUAUUGUAUCUACAAAUAAUAGAGGAUUUGGAUCUUGGUUGGAUAACAGCAGACCAACAAACAAAACAAAUAUUAUCAUCAUAUGAAUCCAACAAACAGAAAAGAGAGUACAUUGAAUUAGCAAGAACUUUGCGUCACUACGGUCGAGUGCCUGCUGGUGAGGCGGUGACGGAAUCAUCGAACAUGUCAGGGGGCGGUUCCGAUAGCACAUGCCGGGUGCGCGUGUCACUCGCUUCUAAAGAACUGACCUUGACAAGCAUAGACCAGCCCCACAGAGAGCAACGGUACAAAGUUACACGAAUGAGAUGUUGGAGAAUUACAACUUUGCACACUAUGGAAAGGUCACAAACACAAAACGGUCAUGGUCCUUUGCUCGAAGACCCGAGCAGAAACUUCGAGCUGUCGUUUGAAUAUCUUAUUAGUAAAGACAAUUUGAAAUGGAUAACCUUGAGAACGGAACAUGCAACUUUUAUUAGCGUUUGUCUGCAGUCGAUUGUGGAUGAACUGAUGCGGCAGAAAGACUGCAAGGGUCCGGCGUCGCCGCAGUACACAAAGCGCGGGAACUUCACGUUCGUACGACUCGACGGAUCUAGCCAGCUCAUCACGCCUUCCUCUUCGAGCGAUACCCUCAGUUCUACCAAUGGCGAUUCUUACAAUUCUGGAAGUUCGCGAGAACUAUUUUCGGUGCAGAAACUCACAGAGAAGUUUGCCACCGUCUCUUUCAAAUCUGGUAGAGACUGCGUAGAGAACAACGCGUUCGAGGCAAUAGGAGACGAAGAACUAUAA